Molecule: messenger RNA, 1727 nt
Organism: Fundulus heteroclitus (mummichog)
Lineage: Eukaryota; Metazoa; Chordata; Actinopteri; Cyprinodontiformes; Fundulidae
Gene: nsun5
Product: NOP2/Sun RNA methyltransferase 5
Exons: 4
Coding region: 198-1676 (492 amino acids)
Biological process (GO): rRNA base methylation
Cellular component (GO): nucleolus
Molecular function (GO): methyltransferase activity
Source: RefSeq, a predicted model, not a curated record
UCACGACCCUUCCCCUCACAUGGCGCAAACAUGGAGGAAUCCGCUGUGAUCACGCCAGCGAAAUAAACCCAACUUUCUCCUGAAGUCAUCGGCAUCGAGACAACGAGGGAGGGCGGAAAAGGCGGCGGACAGGUUGCUAAAGUAGAACUCAGACAACUCGCUGGCGAGGCGUCGCUGAGGGAGGACCUCCCAGCGCCAUGGCUCUGUACAUCAAAGCCGCGGAGAUCCUGCAGAAAGCCGAGAUGAAGCAGGGCGCCCUGAAGACGCUGGUUUACGACAGUAAGUUUCCCAACAUCAAGCAGCUCUUCGCUCUGGUUUGCGAGACGCAGAAGUUCUCCUCCGUGCUGCAGGAGAUCAUCGAGGCCACCAAGCUGCUGAAGCACACCAAGCUGAAGAUGCCCCUGGCCAAGGUGCUGGUGUACGACGUGCUGAUCGGCCGGGGGCUGAAGUGCGGCGGCGCCUGGAAGGCCAAGCUGAUGAAGCAGCGGCCCCGCCUGCAGGCGGAGCUGGCCCGCAUGAAGGUGCGGAGGAAAGUCAGCAGGAAUGAAGACCUCCUUCCGGCCAGCGUCCUGCGGGCCCCCGGGGACCUGCUGCCCAGGUACGUGCGCGUGAACACGCUGAAGACCACCGUGGGGGACGCUGUGGACUACCUGAAGAGGGAUGGCUUCUGCUACCGGGGCCAGGCUCUGAAGCUGGAGAACUUCACCCUGAAGAACAAAGACUUCAUGAUGGACCAGCACCUGCCUGAGCUCCUGGUGUUUUCCCCUAAAGCAGACUUCCACGAUCACUUCCUGUACAAGGCCGGUCACAUCAUUCUGCAGGACAAAGCCAGCUGCCUCCCUGCGCAUCUCCUCGACCCCCCGCCGGGCAGCCACGUCAUCGACGCUUGUGCUGCGCCUGGCAACAAGACCAGCCACCUGGCGGCCAUCAUGGAGAACAGAGGACGGCUGUUUGCGUUUGAUCUGGACGGGAAGCGCUUGGCCACCAUGUCCACGCUGCUGCUCCGAGCCGGGGUCACCUGCCACCAGCUGGCCAACCAGGAUUUCCUAAAGGUGGACCCUGAUGGUCCCCAGUAUAAAGACGUGGAAUAUAUCCUGCUGGAUCCGUCCUGCAGCGGUUCAGGUAUGGUGUGUCUGCGGGACGACGACGCAGCCGACCAGGAGGAGGAGAAGGCUCGUCUGGCGUCGCUGGCGUCCUUCCAGCUCCGCUGCCUGAACCACGGCCUCAGGUUCCCCCGCCUGAAGCGCCUGGUCUACUCCACCUGCUCCAUCCACAGCCAGGAGAACGAGGAAGUCAUCACUGCCUGUCUGCAGCAGAACCCCAACGUCAGGUUAGUACCAUUGCUGCCUCAGUGGCCCGAACGAGGGCAGGAGCCGCUCUCCCAGUGUUUACGGGCCAGUCCCACCAAGACCCGCACACACGGCUUUUUUGUGGCUCUGCUGGAAAAAGUUAGCGACGCUGGGAGUAUGAAGGAGAAACCAGCAGUUCCGAUAAGUGAAGCUGACAGGAUGCCGCCUGCUCCUUCUGCCGUUGAAAUGAAACCCGAUGCUGCAGAGGAAAACUCCUCCGAUGCAGAGGAGACACUGACGUUUGCAGCGGGAGACGCUGACGGUUCGUCCAGCAAGAAAAAGAGGAGAAAAAGAAAGAAGAAGAAAAAAACAGCCAAAGCAGAAUGAAAUUUUAAAUACGUUUUCUGUAAAUGUGAAGUAAAGAUACUUUCUUACUGA